AUGGUGCAAGUACGAGUGGCCGAGGGUGUGUUAGAAGGGGAAUUCGUAGAGAGUGAUAUUGGAGGCAAGUACUACAGCUUCAAAGGGAUCCCUUACGCUGAACCUCCAGUCGGUGAUCUAAGGUUUAAGGCUCCACAGCCUACGAAAUCAUGGAAAGGCGUACGAAGUGCAAAAGAAUUUGGACCUAUUUGUAUGCAAUAUGACAUGUUCACUAAUAAGAUAUUAGAUGGAAGCGAGGACUGUCUAUACCUUAACGUUUAUAGUCCUGAUAUCACUCCCAAAAACCCACUCCCCGUGAUGUUCUGGAUUCACGGAGGUGGAUUCCUUAGUGGUAGUGGCAAUGACGAUUUAUAUGGCCCUGAAUUCCUUGUCAGGCAUGGUGUCAUUCUUGUUACCAUUAACUACAGACUUGAAGUCCUAGGAUUCCUCUGCUUAGACACGGAGGAUGUCCCAGGUAAUGCUGGUAUGAAAGAUCAAGUGGCUGCUUUACGAUGGGUCAAGAAAAAUAUAAUCAGUUUUGGUGGUGAUCCAGACAACAUUACAAUUUUUGGCGAAAGUGCCGGUGCAGGCUGUGUAUCUUCACACUUAAUAUCGCCCAUGAGCAAAGGUCUAUUCCGAAGAGCAAUAGUUCAAAGUGGCUCUUCCAAGUGUUGGUGGGCACUCACAACUAACCCACGAGAGAGAGCGCGAUUACUCGCGCGAAAAAUGGGCUUAGAUUCGGAUGAUGAUAAAGAAUUGUACAAUUUUUUUAAAUCACAACCUACUGAACAAUUAAUUUUUAAGAAAGCGGUUUUAACCUGGGAAGACGAGUACAAAGAACACCUGAAUAUUUAUUUCACUAUAGUAAACGAGAAGAAAUUCGGUGAUAAUGAAAGAUUUUUUUACAGUGAUCUUACUGAUCUUUCGCGCAAUAGUAUACACGAAGGGGUUGAAGUUAUGACUGGAUAUACUAAAGAUGAAGGUUUAUUGUGGUUAUGUUGGCAAAGUGACUUUGAUAAAAUAUUGUAUGAAGCUAAUUUCAUUGCUGAAUAUUUUGUCCCUAGAGCUUUGACUUUUAAGUGUCCUCUCAUAGAUAAAUUGGAGGUUGCGCGGAGGAUUAGAAAAUAUUAUUUCAACGAAAAAUCUAUAAAAAAAGAGAAAUUGGAUCCUUUGGUAAAAUAUUUUUCCAUGGAUAUGUUCAUACAGGGGAUGAUGAAAUGGGUGAAAACAGUUGCUGCCACCAAAAAGAAUAAAAUAUAUUUAUACACAUUCUCAUGUAUUUCUGAGAGGAACGUUAUGUCUAAUGUAUUUGGGGCGAACCAUGUAGUCGAUGUCACAAAAGCGACAUGUCACGCUGAUGACUUAGCUUACCUCUUUCCAUUGAAAGCAUUCAAUUUAACUGUGGAUAAAGAUUUUAAAAGUUACAAAAUGAUUAAUAAUGUGACAAAGUUGUGGACGAAUUUUGCUAAAUGUGGAAAUCCUACGCCAGAUUCUAAUUUAGAAGGAAAGUGGAAUCCUUACACUUUAGAAGGAGAACAAUAUUUAGAUAUUGGCGAGAGACUGGUUGCAGGCUCAUCACCAAAUAAAGAAGAAGUUGAGUUCUGGGAAAAAUUAUUAAGUGAAUAUGAAAAAUAUGUGUUUUAA
This is a messenger RNA of Parnassius apollo (apollo), 1623 nucleotides long. The record is from the annotation of a GenBank genome assembly. NCBI's taxonomy places the organism in Eukaryota, Metazoa, Arthropoda, Insecta, Lepidoptera, Papilionidae.